Messenger RNA from Rhipicephalus sanguineus (brown dog tick), 728 nucleotides. RefSeq lists its product as uncharacterized. The transcript is spliced from 2 exons. The annotation marks the transcript as partial. The record is from RefSeq and is a predicted model, not a curated record. Lineage: Eukaryota; Metazoa; Arthropoda; Arachnida; Ixodida; Ixodidae.
AUGAUGCUUGUGUCACCUUUGUGUCCACACCAAAGUACCUUGGCAAGAACAAGAGCGGUCACAUCCUGAGCAGUGAUGCACGCAUCAUGAUCUUUCACUGCUACACGUACUGGCGUAACAGGGAGCCUGGAAUCGGCGUGGAGGACACGUGCAAGUUUGUCGCUGAGAUGCUCAGUGUGUGCGAUAAAACUGUGUUCAGUCAGAUACCAACGGUCGAGACGAUAACCAACGAGUUCUCGAAGCGUAUGGAUCUCUCUUCGCUGAAGUGGCACACCGUGCAUUGCCUGCUUGCCGAGAUCGGCUUCAAGCACGAGAAGGGAAGUCGCAACUCGUUGCUCAUCGACCGGGACCUCCGUGAUGUGCAACGCUACAGGGCGGAAGGCCAAAAGAUAUUCUUCCUCGAUGAGAUAUGGGGGAUGGCGGGACACACUCGGUCGACCGUGUGGACGGGCACUGUGGUAGAGAAGCGUGGACGCCAGUAUGCAAAAGCAAAUAGCCUGUCGACUGGCCUUAAACAACCAUCUGGGAAAGGCCUUAUCGUGACGUGCAUCGGCAGUGAGGAUGGCUUCGUCGAUGGCUGCUUAGAUGUGUUUCGAGAGCAGAAAACAGGCGACUACCACGAGAAAAGGGAUGGCAAUCGCUUCGAGGGCUGGUUCAAUAACGUUUCGCAAAAGUUGCCAGCUGGCAGCGUCAUUGUUAUGAAUAACUUGCCGCACCAUUCCCGGUGA